Molecule: messenger RNA, 1419 nt
Organism: Fusarium musae
Lineage: Eukaryota; Fungi; Ascomycota; Sordariomycetes; Hypocreales; Nectriaceae
Exons: 2
Coding region: 1-1419 (472 amino acids)
Molecular function (GO): metal ion binding
Source: RefSeq, a predicted model, not a curated record
AUGCUUCCUGAUGCGACAAUCGACAGUGCAGCUGACAAGCUUGCCGAGUUCCGCAAUAGCAACGCCCUCAAUGAUAUUCUCGACCAGUACGCUAUUCUCAUUGAAGAUUAUAAGCGUCUAAAAAGCGACUAUGAAGAGGAGCGUGAGGGCAGAGAGCGCUACAAGCAGCUCGCAAGAGGUCAAGAGCGUAAUCCUUUUGCUCUCGUAGUCGUUGACGGAGAUGGUUACAUCUUUGACGAACGCUUCGUCAAAGACGGUGAAGAAGGCGGGAGCAGAGCCGCCAAGCAACUCAACGACACUAUUAAAGAUAGUCUACGCCGCAAAGGUCUCGAAUCCUGCGAGGUCAUGGUCCGCGUCUACGCCAACCUCACAGGCCUAUCAAAAGCGCUCUGCAAGAACGGCCUCGCCGGCGCAGAGAAGCGCUCCUUCUCAUCCUUCACAGCCGGGUUUAACCGCUCUUACGGCCUCGCUGACUUCAUCGACGCGGGCGAGUUAAAAGAAAACGCCGACUUUAAAGUCAAGGCCAUUCUGCGCCUGUACGCCGACAACGCCCAGUGCAAGCAUAUUUACUUCGCAGCCUGCCACGACGUGGGCUACGUAUCCGACCUUAUCCCCUUUAGGGGCAACCGUGAAAGAUUCACGCUUAUUCGAACGCCGAGUGUGUUGUUUCAUAAGGAGUUUGACAGACUCGGUAUGAAUGUUGAGGAACUCCCUGGCGUGUUCCGCCAUGUGCCACUGACAUACGCUUAUUCUACUGCGCAAACAAAAGCGGCUCUUGCGUCGUCCAACAAUAUGGGCAAAGCCGUCAGCGCACCUUACACAAAUUCUACGAUCAAAGGAAACUCGAAUGAUGGGAACACGGUCUGCAACUUUUAUGCACAAGGAAAUUGCCGAUAUGGCAGCGGCUGCAAGUUCUCUCACGGCGACAGUAAAACAUCCAGUCAGAAUAGCACACCUUCGCCAUCAACCUACGGCACAAGCACAAAGAACCUGACAGGUGAUUGGCGACGGGGCUCCAGCAUCACCAAAAGUAACAUCGAGUCUCUGCCUCGAAAGGAGGAUAUCCCAGAUGGAUGUGUUGCCAUCAACGCUGUUGAAGACCGCCUUGACGCUUACUUGCCCCCGCCUGACCCCGAAGCCGCAAGACGUCUCAAGCUGCUAUCGCAGGAAAAGAAAUUCUGCAAUAAUGCACAGCUGUAUAAUUCAUGCGAGAGCGACAACUGCGGAUAUGAGCAUGCACCAAUUGAUAAAGACCUGCUCCCAGCACUCGAACAUCUGUCACGUUCCGUACCUUAUUACUCCCCAGUCGAUUAUGUUGAGGCUGUUGAUCAGGCUAUGAUGUCCCCGUCCCUACACUCUGAAGAUGUCGAUGGGCGCAAUACCGAGAAUGGGGGGACUAAUCUGUGGGGAGAUCAGUAA